UGCGAGAGGAUAAUGCGCAUUACGUGCCUGCGCAAUGUCCAAAAUGGGGGUGGUUGGGCGCUCAAUAGCAUUGCAACAAUUCACGCGACCUUUUAUUUGCCAGUAGUCGUCGCUACCAAAGGAGACUUCAAAGUCAAAUCUUUUGUACGCAGUUAACAGUUAGUUGUCGCCAAAAACCCAAAUACAAUUGAGAGAAAAAAAUUAAGAAAAAAACACACAAAAAUAUUACAUUUACGAUAAAAUACGAAUAAACGUGUACUUCCAAUAUUUGUAAUAAAUAAAUAUGUAUAUAAACUAAUACGAACUCUGAUUCCUAAUAAAUUUAGUGAUUAUAAAAAUUCUUGUGUAAUUUUUCAAUUCUUACGAAUCCAUGAAAUAUUCAGCAACAGAGGCAGCAGCUCGGUUGUGAAAAGGAAACGAAUCACCACGCAAACUAAAGUCGUGCAUGAGAAGAAACUGCCGCUGUGUCACUUCGGACUUUAUCGAAUUUUCCUAAAGUUGAGCUGAGUCCAGCUCUGUAGCCGCAUCGACCGCAGAUACCUCGUCGCUACCACCCAGAGAGAAGCCACGCAACAUGAACAAACUCUGUCGUCAAGUGUCAAUUGAGUCGCCCGGACCGGUGGUGAAGAAUUGUGUCUUCAACUUUUUCGUACCUAUCGAAGACACACCGCCACAGGGUGCACGCAUCAAGAUUGUUUAUGCCGGUGCGUGCUUCCGUCGUCGCGAUCGUUCCGCUUCAAUUACCAGCAUGUCGUCCGUAUCGUCAGAUUUAAGCGAUUAUUGUCCGACUUUGCCCGCCCAGUCGUCACCUGCACAUCAGAUGCGUGAAAAUCCCGCACAUCAAGGUCUACGUGAGGGUACCAUUUAUGCCGGUUAUGAGGUAGCCGGUGUUAUCGAGUCGCUCGGCUCCGAAAUCACAGAUGCCAACAACUAUGGCCUACGUAUUGGUCAACGUGUUGUCGUUUAUCCAUUUGAUGAGGCACCAGCCGGUUAUGCCGAAUUAAUGGUUGUACCCGAUCUCAAAUAUAUAGUACCGAUUCCAGAUAAUUUACCACUAAGCAUUGCUGCUCUAUUGCCGACUGGUGCUUUGUUGGCCAUGAAUGCCGUCUUCAAGGCAUACGAAGUGGUUACAGAAUUGUCGAAGAAGCGUCCAGCUGAGGAGGCAAAUAAGAAAUUUAAAAUACUUAUUGUCGGUACCGGUGGUUUGGCGUUGUGGGCUGUACGCAUCGCAACACACCACUUUGCCUCGACUGGCGCCAACAAUUAUGUGGACGUGACUGUCGCCAGUCUGCGGGAUGAGGGCUUCCGCUUGGCCACAGAGAUUGAAAAUGUCAGCGUUGUGCAGUGGAAUGAAUGCCUCUAUGAGCCACAACUGAUUGAGCGCACCAAGGAUGUGUGCGGCGGACCGGUGGAUGUUGUCAUCGAUUUCGGUACAACAUCUCGCAGUCUGCAUCGUUCAAUGCACUGCCUGUCUAAGGGCGGCGUUGUGCUUAUGAGUGAGGAUGUGGCUGAGAAAUUGAUGCCCAAAUUUUCACGUUUGUCAAUCGAAUAUCAGCAAGAGAUUAUUCCCAUAUCAAACGGUACAGUGGAACAGCUGCACGAGUUAGUACAGUUAGUGGCUAGCAAAACGAUCGAACCCAUACCACAUUCGGUGUUUCCCUGCGAACAAGCAACAGAGGUCGUGCAGAAACUAUGCACCUCCGAGAUACCCGGUCGUGCCCUAUUGAAAUUUCACGAUAUCGAAUAGAUCACAACUAACCGAAUGUCACGGCUGUAACGGCGACAUCACAAGUAUUUCUUUCACAACUCCACUCCAACCGCAAGGAAUGGUAUAUGGACGCGCGAUCCUACGCUGGCAUAUAAUGAUUAUUUAACACAUAACCAACAGGAAUUAUUUGUAUGUUUAUUCUAGCAGAGGAUAAUAAUAUUUUAGAUUUAAAUCAGAAAAAAAUUCAACAACAACAAAUUUAUAACCUUCAUGGAUAGGAAAAUAUGUAGCAUUGGUCGUCAGCACAAAAGCCAAUAAGCACGAGUAACCAGUGUAAUUUAACGAAAAAAAAUUGGUGUACAAAAAUUCUUUAAACCAGAAGUUUUUGUUUAUAAUACAUACGAUUUUCUAAACGCUUUUGACGACCAAUGCAACAUAUGCCCACAUUGUAAUAACGGUUCAUUAAUGCAAAUCACACACACACACUUAAGCAUCACAUAUAGUGUAGGUACAUAAGAUAUACAUAUACCUAAAACAUGAAAACAUGGUAUUAUCUAAAAAAUAUGCAUUCAUGCCAAUAUUGAAAACACACUCAUCCGAAAAAACUAUCGAAAAAGGAUAACUAGCUAUGUAGUAGCACAUAUGCACACACGCCUAUGAACUCUCAAAUAUGUUUGCUGAAGUCGUAAAAAUUUAAAUUCUAAUAAAAGUGACUGAAUUCGUAGAUCGCUCAGGGGCCAGCGGCAUGAAUGCAAUACUUACAUAUGCACACAUACAUAUAUUUACAUACAUCUAAGUUUAAUGGAAACACAAGAUCAUACAUUAUCGGAAAUGUACACAAAAUUCUGAACAUUUGUUGGCUUCUUGUCGCGUUUAACGAAAAGUGUAGUUUUUACUUUUUUAUUCACCAACUUAGACGGUUCAUCACAAGACCCAAACAUACAUAUA
Molecule: messenger RNA, 2656 nt
Organism: Bactrocera tryoni
Lineage: Eukaryota; Metazoa; Arthropoda; Insecta; Diptera; Tephritidae
Gene: Drat
Exons: 6
Coding region: 575-1747 (390 amino acids)
Biological process (GO): alcohol metabolic process
Molecular function (GO): alcohol dehydrogenase (NADP+) activity
Source: RefSeq, a predicted model, not a curated record